UCUCCCUUCCAUCUGGGUCCUGUUGGUUUCGGACGGGAGGAGAGCAGAAGGGGGGCAGUCAUUUAUGCAGUGAGGGCGAGGGAGAGAAGUGCUGUGGCCACUCACACUCCACAUUCACAGCUAGGUACCAGGGGCAAGGCUGGUAUAGUGGAGCCCAGGAGAGGAGCUAACAAGGAGAAGACCAUCCAGAUCAGCACUUGGCAGCAGGAGCCCAGAGCCAAAGUGCAGGGUGAUCCCAAAGUGAGGAGACAAGCAGGGGGCACUGCAAGUGCCGGGAACUUUUCUCUCCUGACUGCUGCGGAUCCCGGGAGCGUACAGUGCUGGAGGGCGCCAUCACCUGUAGAAGUGUCACUCCUCUCUGAGGAGCAGGGGACCUCGUCCUAGGGACAGCAGGGCAUAUCAUGGCUUGGAAACCUCUGCUAGUCCUGACUGUGCUGCUGGGGAUUCUUGUGCCCACAUGCCGGGCUCAUAUAUACACCAACCACUGGGCUGUGAGGAUAAAAGGGGGAGCCCAGGAAGCCGACAGGAUAGCUAGCAAGUAUGGAUACCUCAACAUGGGAAAGAUUGGGUCACUCCAGGAUUAUUACCACUUUUAUCACAGUAAAACUAUAAAGAGGUCGGUCUUAUCUAGCCAAGGAACGCACAACUUCAUCUCAAUGGAACCAAAGGUGGAGUGGAUAGAACAGCAGGUUGUUAAAAGGAGGACGAAAAGGGAUUAUAAAGUUAGUAAUAUUCCUUCUGCCUAUUUCAACGAUCCCAAGUGGCCAAGCAUGUGGUACAUUCACUGCAGUGAGAAUGCCCACCACUGUCAGUCAGACAUGAACAUCGUAGGAGCCUGGAAACGAGGAUACACUGGAAAAAAUGUGGUUGUUACUAUUCUAGAUGACGGCAUUGAAAGGAAUCAUCCUGACCUGAUGCAGAAUUAUGAUCCUUUGGCCAGCACUGAUAUCAAUGGCAAUGACUAUGAUCCUAUGCCUCGCUACGAUGCCAGCAAUGAAAACAAGCAUGGAACGCGUUGUGCCGGAGAAGUUGCUGCCACUGCGAACAAUUCACAUUGUACAGUCGGAAUAGCUUUUAAUGCAAGGAUUGGAGGAGUUCGCAUGUUGGAUGGUGAUGUAACAGAUAUGGUAGAAGCCAAAUCCCUUAGUCUAAAUCCACAACAUGUACAUAUCUACAGUGCAAGCUGGGGUCCUGAUGAUGAUGGCAAAACAGUGGAUGGACCGGCAUCUCUUGCCCGUGAUGCCUUUGAGAAUGGCAUCAGAACAGGGAGAAGAGGUUAUGGUUCCAUUUUUGUCUGGGCAUCUGGCAAUGGUGGCAGAAGUCGAGAUCACUGCUCGUGUGAUGGCUAUACCAAUAGUAUCUAUACAAUCUCGAUCAGCAGUACAACAGAGAGUGGCAAGAAGCCAUGGUAUCUAGAAGAGUGUGCCUCAACCCUGGCUACAACAUACAGCAGCGGUGAAUCCUACGACAGAAAAGUGAUCACCACAGAUCUUCGGCAGCGUUGUACAGACAGUCACACUGGAACUUCAGCGUCAGCUCCUAUGGCUGCUGGAAUCAUAGCCCUUGCACUAGAAGCAAACCCAACCUUGACUUGGAGAGAUGUACAGCAUAUUAUUGUGAAGACGUCUCGCCAAAGACACUUAAACGCACCUGACUGGAAGACAAAUGCUGCAGGCCACAAGGUGAGUCACCUAUAUGGAUUCGGCUUGAUGGAUGCUGAAGCCAUGGUGAUAGAAGCAGACAAAUGGAACACGGUCCCUGCACAGCACAUUUGUGUUGAAAACACAGACCGCCAGAUCAAGACGAUCCGUCCAGACAAUGUAGUACGCUCAGUGUAUAAAGCCACAGGAUGUGCUGACAACGCCAACCACCAUGUCAUUUACCUGGAACACGUGGUCGUACGCAUCACGAUUACACAUCCACGCAGAGGAGACCUGGCUAUCUAUCUGACCUCUCCUUCAGGCACCAGAUCCCAACUGUUGGCUAACAGGCUAUUUGACCAUUCCAUGGAAGGAUUUAAGAACUGGGAGUUUAUGACAACACACUGUUGGGGGGAAAAGGCCUCAGGAGACUGGAUACUGGAGAUUUAUGAUACCCCAUCCCAACUGAGGAACUUCAAGACACCAGGAAAAUUGAAGGAAUGGUCCUUAGUAUUGUAUGGUACUUCCAUUCAGCCAUAUUCCCAUAGAAGUGACGGUCAUAAAGUAGGACGCUCUAGCCCUAUUGACGAGCCAUCGGAGGAAUACAAUAUUGAUGACUAUACAGGUCCUUGUGACGCUGAAUGCAGUGAUGUGCGCUGUGACGGACCAGGACCCCAUCACUGCAAUGACUGUCUACAUUAUUAUUACAAAGCUAAAAACAACACAAGGAUUUGUGUAUCGGAAUGUCCCUCAGGCCACUACUUUGCCGAAAAGAAGAGGUGUAAAAAAUGUUUCCCAAACUGUGAAACUUGCGUAGGAAGUCGUAGUGACCAGUGCACCUCUUGUAAACCUGGCUACUACUUAAAUGAAGAGACCAACAGCUGCACCACCAACUGCCCAGAUGGCUUCUACUUGAAUGAAAAUAAGAAACUCUGUCGAAAAUGCCACGAGAACUGUAAGACGUGCACUUCUGCUGACAAUUGUACGGAAUGCAGACAUGGCCUGAGUUUGCAGGGAUCCCGGUGUCUCAUCAGUUGUGAGGAUGGAAAAUACUACAGCAUGGUGAAGAAGGAGUGUGAACCGUGUCACAGAUCCUGUGCCACAUGCUCAGGUGCAGGAAUAGAUAAUUGUAUAAACUGCGCUAAAGAAAUGUUCUUUGAAGAUGGACGUUGUGUCACGUUGUGUGGCUCCCAGUAUUAUAUAGCACCACCCAAAGCAAAUGGGUUUAAAACCUGUAAAAGAUGUGAUGGCAGCUGUUUAUCAUGUUCUGGGCCUGGAGACAGAAACUGUACUACUUGUCCAGAUGGCUAUCUACUACAAGGCAACACCUGUUCGGUUGGAACGGUCUGUAAAGAUGGUCAGUACAAUGAAAAUAUUAUACACUGCAUGCCCUGUGAUGCUUCCUGCUAUAAAUGCACUGGUCCUGGUAGGCAAAAGUGCAUUGGCUGCUCUAUUACCCGAUUCCUGGAUGAUGGGCAAUGUGUAUUAACCUGUCCUGUUGGAAAAUAUGAAUUGAACAGACUAUGUCAUUUAUGCCACCAUACUUGUCUUACGUGCAAUGACAGCCAACCUGAUGCAUGUACAUCGUGUGGCAUUGAUAAAUUUGGGAGAACACGCUAUUUGUAUGAAGGGGAAUGCAGAGAAGGCUGCCCAGAGACAUAUUACAUUGAAGACAAUAGAUGUGUGCCAUGCCCUGAAAACUGUCAAUCCUGCAAAAGCAGCAAGCAAUGUGACAAGUGUUUGAAAGGUUUCUCUUCUGUGAAUGGUGUCUGCCAAAAGCUGAACUGUCCUGAAGGAGAGGUAGAGGAUCCAGACAGUGAAGAAUGUGUUUCUUGUGCAAUGGGAUGCAAACAAUGCUCUGCAGAUGAUCCUGACCUGUGUUCUUCCUGCUUUGCCAAUUAUUAUAUGUUUGAGAAUUCCUGCCACGCAGUCUGUCCAGAUAACACAUACAGCAGAGACGCCAUAAUGAUUUGCUUGCCUUGUGAACCUACGUGCCUCAGUUGUGUUGAAGAUGAAUGCAUAGUUUGUAAGAAAGGUUUCUAUCUUAAAGAUGGGGUUUGUGUCACUGACUGUGGUCUUGGAUUCUACGCUGAUGAUGUAGAUAGAGAGUGCGAUUCCUGUUUUAGAACAUGUGACGUGUGUACUGGACCAGCCUAUGAUGAAUGUACCACCUGCAAACCAAACUUCCAAUUUCAGAAUGGAAAAUGUGUGAGUUCCUCUGGGCACUACAUUAGGGGGCCUCCAGGAUCCUACUGGAACGAAUAUGAAAAAGCGUAUCAGCCCUGUGAUGACACUUGUCUGACUUGCAAUACAUCAUCUAUUACUUGCACCUCAUGUCGUUCAGGGAAAUAUCUUCAUGAAGAGGAUUGUAUUUCUUCAUGUCCUAAAGGAACAUUCAACAAUAUAAAAGACAGGCGAUGUGAGAAGUGUACAGAAGAUUGUGAAAUGUGCACUGAAAACAAUGAAUGUCUCAAGUGUACGCAUGACUACCUACAUGAUGGGAGAUGUUAUAAGAAGUGCCCAGAAGGUUUCUUUGGCCAGGGACAAGGAUGUACAGAAUGCGAUGAGGACUGCAGAUCAUGUGACAGAUCUGCAGAUUACUGCUUGUCAUGCCACGCACCUAAAAUAUUACAGCAAGCCACAUGUAUAAGCACCUGCCCUGUCAAGUUCAUAGAAAUGAAUGGCAUCUGCAAACACUGUCCUCCUGACUGUCUGUCAUGUGUGAAUGAAGAAAUCUGUGCAGCUUGCAUGCCUGAUUAUUUUCUUCAUAAAGACAAAUGUCUUAGCUUAUGUCCUGAUGGAUUUUAUGGUGAAGAUGGCAACUGUGUGUAUUGUGAUCCUGUUUGUGCAAAAUGCAGUGGACCUGAUCAUGAUGACUGUGAGAAAUGUGCCAGUCCUAAGUUUUUCCUCUAUAAUGGUGAAUGUCUUGGAAGAUGUCCACAAGGAACCUUCAGUGUGACGGCGGAAAAACAUUGUCAUGACUGUGACCCCAGUUGCGAGACUUGCCAUACCUGGGACAUUUGUGAUGAAUGUAAAGAAGGUUUUUCUAAAAACAGACAGGGCGACUGUGUUCCAUAUAAAGUGUGCACAACUCACGAAUAUCCAGAUGAAUACGGGGAGUGUGUACAAUGUCAUAGGAAAUGCUCAAGGUGCAUGGGAGCCACUGAACAUCACUGCCUGAGCUGCAAAGAAAACUCGUUCCUUCUGAAUACCACCUGUGUGGACACCUGUCCUGAUGGAUACUAUGCAGACGAUGAUGAAAGGCGUUGUGUCACCUGCCAUAGAAGCUGUAAGACUUGCACUGGGAAGCGGAGCAUAAACUGCCUGACUUGUAAAGAGGGAUUAUAUGUGCAGGGCCACAGCUGUGUGCAACAAUGUACCACAGGAUAUUUUGCAGAUAACUCCACUACCUCAUGUCAGAAGUGUCACAUGACUUGCAACGAAUGUCAAGGGCCAGACUCUUCCGAUUGCCUAUCCUGCCACAACAUCUUUUUCCUCAUGAGAGCUAAAAAACAGUGUCACAGUUCCUGUCCUGAAUUCUACUAUGAGGACCAUGCACAGAAAGCUUGCGAAAGAUGCCAUCCAACCUGCAGAACCUGCAGUGGUUCCGGCGCUCUUUCCUGCACAUCCUGUGUAUCCAGUUACCAACUCUCAGGGAACAUUUGUAACUCUGAGUGCUUUGCUGGAGAGUUCAAGCUCACACAGGAUCCUGAUGCAGUGUGUGAGAAAUGCCAUGAAAGCUGCAUAGAAUGUAAGGGGCCUGGACCAAACAAUUGUACUGUGUGCCCAGCAAGCUUCUCGGUUUAUGUAGAUGAAGGAAGGUGUGUGCAUUGCUGUGGUGCCAAACCAGAACAUACAGGAGAAUGCUGUGACUGCAGUGAAACUCUGGAGGAAUGUAUCCUGAUAACAGGACUCUUGGAAAAAAAAUCUGAUCACAAAAAGGCGGCUUUGUCAGUGGCAAUAUCCAUUCUGCUGGUGCUUACUAUAUUAGCAGUCCUAUUCAUUUGGCGACGGGCCCGUGCAAAAUCUUUGUCUAUCAACAAAGGCGGGUAUGAGAAGUUGCCAGACCAAACAAAAUCCUUCCAGUCUUUCAAAAGUACUAGAGAAAGUACCUCCAGCUUCCAGCAGGACCAUGUGAUUGAAUACAAGGAUCGUGAUGAGGAGGAAGAUGAUGAUGACGAUGAAGAUAUUGUUUAUAUGGGUCAGGAUGGGACAGUAUAUAGGAAAUUUAAAUAUGGACUUCUAGAAGAUGAUGAUGAUGAGGAUUUAGAGUAUGAUGAUGAGAGUUACUCAUUUAGAUAAUUUAUGUAACUAUUCACAACACUGAAACAAUGUAAGGACUAAGGGGGGCAGAAAUGGGGGGUUAUAUAGUCAUUGUUAAAGGCAUAUAUAAUUCCUUUGGACUACAAAUUAAACUAUACUUGAGCUGGACGGUUUGGCCUAAAAAUAAAAUCUCUUUUUUCCUUGUUCUAUUCAUUAAUAUAUAGUGGUCAUCAGUACUGUCCCUUGUGUACUGUGUGUCAACAUUCUUUCCUGCACACGGGACAGAUAUGCUGCAGAUUUUCUGAAGCAGCUUUGCUCAGGUGUAUACAACAGUAGAAGCAAACUGGUUAACAUUUAAAGAUAUCUCAUCCACACACUAAAGAAUAUUUUUGCACAGAAAUUGACCGGUGCACAGAGUUUGAAGCAUGACAAUUUAUAUUACAGAUAUGUUUUGGAUUUACCCAUAAACUUCAAAGGUGGAGCCAAAAUAUGCAAUAAAUCCAUAACAACAUGAUUUGAAUCGGAUAUGUCACUGCACAAAAUCCACAGCAUGUCUGUCACACACCUUUGCAGAUGCCUAUAUAGGGGAUUGGAAGACAGGCUUUAGGGACAUUGGACACAACAUAAAGUUUGGGCCUUACUUCAGAGUGAAAAUGAAGUCACCAGUGAUGACAUAUCCCUGCAUGUGGCAAAGCCACGCGCUCUAGAGGUCACACUGAUAGGGAGAAGGAGAUAAUAGGGAAGAUAAGGGAUAAAUAAUAUACAGAAGACACAAAAUAGGGUACUACACAGGGGCAGUAAUACAGGGGACAGAUUAAUGUUUCCAUACGGUGGCAGUCAAUAUAUAUACUGCAUGGUCAGUUUCCCAAACGUAAUGUACACAUUUUUGUGCUUGUGCAAGUCUUGGCCAGCUAGUAAAUGUGAUUACACUAUUCUUUAUGUAUGCAAAUCCCGGUCCUAGAUCCCUAUGAUACUGUUUGGUGACAUGGACUUGGGAUUGGGCUGGGACACAGGCACAAAAAAAGCGUGUUACAAUGGAAUGAGAGCCACCAGUUUUUUGUUGUUGUUUCCAGUAACGUUUUCUGGGUAAUGAGAUUUGUUGUUUAAAUUGGAAAAGUCUGCAUCUAACCUUGAUUUCCAUAUACAGCAGCUAUAUUUUGCCAACUCUAAAUAUGGCAUGCGAUCAAAAGCCUAAACGUUGUAUUCUUUACCUCCCGACCCUAAACAUUGUUUCAUUUGUGACAUUUUCUUCAUACCCUUCUUGUAUUUUCUUCUUCUUUGAACAUCAUUUACUAAAACUAUCUGUGAAAAAAGGCAUUGUUGGUUUUGUUAAAAUUGUGAAAUACAUAUGGCAUAUCUCCAAACUAAGGAUGGUGUAACAAUAUAAAAAAAAAUUAAAUAAAAAAAAGUUCCAAUGCUUUUCAUUCAUCACAAAGUUUC
Messenger RNA from Hyla sarda, 7343 nucleotides. It is a transcript of the gene PCSK5, whose product is annotated as proprotein convertase subtilisin/kexin type 5. The record is from RefSeq and is a predicted model, not a curated record. The transcript is spliced from 37 exons. Gene Ontology annotation, molecular function: protein binding; serine-type endopeptidase activity. Lineage: Eukaryota; Metazoa; Chordata; Amphibia; Anura; Hylidae. Gene Ontology annotation, cellular component: Golgi membrane; trans-Golgi network. Bases 402 to 5942 code for a protein of 1846 amino acids. Gene Ontology annotation, biological process: peptide hormone processing.